AUGUCACAUCGGGACCAUGACACGAAACAAAACACUCCGAAUGGCAAGAACAACAGCAACGAGACAGGUCCCGUCGUGGUCGGCGGGCACCACUACACUCCGUCCAUGCCCCCGCCAGGCCUGAACACGCCGUACGACAUCUCCGCCGAGGAACUGAGCCACUUCCGCUCCAACGCCUGGGCGAAAUCCCUGCUGGCGUCGGCCCUGCGCGACGGGGCGGGCGAAUACUUCCCCAUCGCGACGUGGUCGCGCGUGCCCAAGCCGUCGACGGGCGAAGACGGCUUCUUCUCGCAGACGCUGGCGACGCCGUCGACGGUGCCGUUCGUGCUGACGCUGCGGAGGAAGAAUCUCGAGCCGGUCACGGCGUCGUUGCCGAAGGAGCCUCCUGCGGCGGCGGAUCCGAAGCAGAAAAAGCCCGUCGCGCCCGACCGUCCCCCGGAUACCAUCACCCUGAUCACGCUGGCGAGCCCCGGGGUGUGCGGGCACCCCAACACAGCGCACGGCGGGCUGAUCGCCAGCCUGUUCGAUGAGGUCAUGUCGUUAGCCGUGGCGCUGCAUAUGCCGCCGUCCGCCAAUCCGUCGCUAGGCUCGCAGUCGCGUGACGGGUUGAUGUUCUACACGGCGCAGCUGAGUGUGCGGUACAGACAGCCCGUGGCGGUGCCGGGGCUGCUGGUGAUCCGGUCGUGGUGCGUUGCCCGCGACGGACGCAAGUACUGGACGGUGGCGCGUGCACUACAGGAGGAGGAAGGCGACAAGGAGGGAGGACAGUUGGAAUCGGCCAAGCGAAAGACAGUACGGGCAGAGGGGACUGCCAUGUGGAUUGAGGUGCCGUUGUCAAAGUUAUAG
Molecule: messenger RNA, 846 nt
Organism: Rasamsonia emersonii CBS 393.64
Lineage: Eukaryota; Fungi; Ascomycota; Eurotiomycetes; Eurotiales; Trichocomaceae
Product: Thioesterase family protein
Exons: 1
Coding region: 1-846 (281 amino acids)
Source: RefSeq, a predicted model, not a curated record